CAUCGUGAAUCACGCAGGGCGUGUUGUGUUUGCUAGACCUUGAAAACAGUUCUUUACGUAUUCAUCAAUGCAAUGAUGCAUAGCAGAAUUAUGUGAGGACAAAACAGCUUAUGACCCAUAGAAAGUGUAGUAUGCAAAUUACGCCAAACCACACAUAGCUUAACAGCAAGAAGUCAAAGAGCGAGGAAAUACAGACAAGAAGGAUUUGGCUCCUUGCGUGAAAGGCAAUAGCUUUCUGGUGCAUCCAGGUUAUUUCCUCUAUUCCUGCCAGCAGCCCCUUGUUCAGGUAUCCCGCAACUUGUUUACUUGUUUCCAGGAUGGCCAAUGUGACCCUAGCGGUAAACACAACCGGCCCAGCUGUCGUAGCGAGCACUACGCCCAUUCCUAUGCUGUACAAUAGGAAUCCCGAUGUGGAUUCUUGGGUUACUAUAUUGCUCGCGGUGGUGUACAGCUUCCUUUGCAUAAUUAUUGUAUCGCCAAACUACCUGACACUGCGCGCACUCUACACCACAAAAGGGCUUAUGUAUCGGCAUAAGUAUCUGCUAGGCAACUUGGCAUUCUGUGAUCUUCUUGUCGGCGCUUUCUCAGUCCCAGCCUUUGCGUAUAACAUGAUGAGAUGGCCAUCAUACGCGUUUCUCGCUUACGAGGCCGUGGAUGCAUUUGCGGGCUUUAGCAGUGUUUUAACCCUCACAGUCAUCUCCCUGCGCAUGUUCAAGGCCAAAGUCAAACCAGCUAACGACUCCUUUCCGAGUGGUCGCUCGGAAUGCGGUCUUCUAGUGGGAAUUUGGUUCGCAGCAUCGCUAAUUACCACGUUUAACGUUGUCAGCUUGUUGGUCUUAUUCAAAGAGCUCAAGUACAUCUAUUAUUUCUAUGCCGUUGUAGGAGUCCUUGCUGUGUGCGGAGUCAUCAUCCUAGUAUCGCUCCUCACCGUAAUGGUGCUUUCUUGCGCAUGUGCAUGCUGCAAGAAGAAAUCCGCUGACAACACUUCGGACUCGGCUAUCACAACUUCUAUAUUCAUAGUGACUGUUAUUUCAAUCAUCUUUUGGAUGCUUCCUUAUAUAUACUUUACUUAUAAUCGCGUGUGUGAUGUAUGCACACCAGCCCUACCGGCCAUAUUCUUCUACAGUACACGCAUGCUUCUAUACAUCAAGUCGUUUAUCAGUCCGAUCAUUUACAUAAGGCGCAUAAUGCCUUUUUACAACGCUCUUGUUCGUAUCCUGACAAGAGAGUGUUUUGGUGCACCAAGCGGCUGAGGUUUUCUGAUGGACUUGACAAGAGAGUGUUUUGGUGCACCAAGCGGCUGAGGUUUUCUGAUGGACUUGACAAGACAGUGUUUUGGUGCACCAAGCGGCUGAGGUUUUCUGAUGGACUUGACAAGAGAGUGUUUUGGUGCACCAAGCGGCUGAGGUUUUCUGAUGGACUUGACAAGAGAGUGUUUUGGUGCACCAAGUGGCUGAGGUUUUCUGAUGGACUUAACAAGAGAGUGUUUUGGUGCACCAAGCGGCUGAGUUUUUCUGAUGGACUUGACAAGAGAGUGUUUUGGUGCACCAAGCGGCUGAGGUUUUCUGAUGGACUUGACAAGAAAGUGUUUUGGUGCACAAGCGGCUGAGGUUUUCUGAUGGACUUGACAAGAGAGUGUUUUGGUGCACCAAGCGGCUGAGGUUUUCUGAUGGACUUGACAAGAGAGUGUUUUGGUGCACCAAGCGGCUGAGGUUUUCUGAUGGGCUUCACAAGAGAUUGUUUUGGUGCACCAAGCGGCUGAGGUUUUCUGAUGGACUUGACAAGAGAUUGUUUUGGUGCACCAAGCGGCUGAGGUUUUCUGAUGGACUUGACAAGAGAGUGUUUUGGUGCACCAAACUUGGCAAGAGAUUGUUUUGGUGCACCAAGCGGCUGAGGUUUUCUGAUGGACUUGACAAGAGAGUGUUUUGGUGCACCAAGCGGCUGAGGUUUUCUGAUGGACUUGGCAAAAGAGUGUUUUGGUGCACCAAGCGGCUAAGGUUUUCUGAUGGACUUGGCAAAAGAGUGUUUUGGUGCACCAAGCGGCUAAGGUUUUCUGAUGGACUUGACAAGAGAGUGCUUUGGUGCGCUAAGCGGCUAAGGUUUUCUGAUGGACUUGACCAGAGAGAGUUUUGGUCCACCUAGUUUUUCUGAUGCAAGAAAAAUGAUGAAGCGAAGGGUGCUGCGCUUGGAGACGAGCGCAAAUAGGGCAUAGGGCUCACGUAAAAUGUAUACCUUAUGUAUAUGAAGUCAAAAACAAGGCUCAUGCACCAAGGCUCAAGUCAAAUGCAAGCAUCAUGAAGGGAACCAUGUACAAGCCUCAUGAAUGACUUCAUAUUUCAGAAACGUGAUUAGGUGGUUGCGUUGCAUUAUAUGCACGGUAGAAUUGCUGUGCCGUAUCAGCAGUGGGCAGGGCCUAACUAUACGUACAGCUCAAAAGUAUGUUAAUAUCAACAAACGUACGUCACUUGUCCGAGCGGUGCUUGUGUGUGCGAUACGUGUGCGUGCUAUACGUGUGCAUGUGAUACGCAUGCAAGCGAUACGUGUUCGUGCGAUACGUAUGCGUGCGAUACGUGUGUGUGCGAUACGUGUGCGCGUUUUCAAUAAAAAACAAACGAAACUGCUUUUAUUAAAAUUUCUUGAUAUAAUGGUAUCAUCUUUAAUCGGCCAAUUUCAAAUUUCAGGUGUUUUUGAGGAAGAGACUUGUGUUCCUGUAUUUAAAAGACUUUUUUAAGAUUGUGCCUAUUGUGUUGGGAUUCAUUGUCCAAUUGAAUUUUUAUGUGAAACUUUUCUACAGCAAUUAAAUAAGCUAUUAAAGGCUUCAAACAGA
Molecule: messenger RNA, 2827 nt
Organism: Nematostella vectensis (starlet sea anemone)
Lineage: Eukaryota; Metazoa; Cnidaria; Anthozoa; Actiniaria; Edwardsiidae
Product: sphingosine 1-phosphate receptor 2
Exons: 3
Coding region: 318-1253 (311 amino acids)
Biological process (GO): G protein-coupled receptor signaling pathway
Cellular component (GO): membrane
Molecular function (GO): G protein-coupled receptor activity
Source: RefSeq, a predicted model, not a curated record